AUGGGCUUCGACGCAGGAGCUUGCCCCGCCAUCUUUGUCGUGGCAUCGCGCCUCCCAGCGCCGCCGGUGCCCUGGGCCGCCUGCCCCGCGGGCGCCGAGGCAGCUUGCCGGCCCACGCGGUGCCGGCUGGGCCGGCUGGCGCGGGCGCUCGCGGGGGCCGCGCGGGCUCGCCGCCGGCCACGCCCCUUCGGGGUUCAAGCACUUGCGGAGCGCAGCCAGCGCUUCGCUGCAGGCAGAAAGGGAAUGCGUGCCGCCCGCGCGCCCAUUGCUAUGCCGUCUUUCGACGUCGAGGAUCACAUCAUCCCAGAGAUGUACGUGAAGGUUAAUACUGGCCUAGGCGGGUGGGUUCUCGGCGCGCUCUCCGAGCGCUGGACUGGACCUGGCCGCAGCGGGAUCGCCGAGGUCUCCUGCCGCUGCGUGUUCGAGGGCUCGGACACGACUGACGGCCUGGUGGCCAUCCUCCGGAAGCAGCUGGCACGCUGCGGCCCGGAGCACCUGCAGGGGGUCGCGUGCCAGCCCUGCCCUCCGUGCCCGCUCCCGCCUGGGCACUACACGGGGCUCGACCUCUGCGGCGCGGCCGUGGUGGGCGUGGCCCUUGGCGCUGGGCUCGCGACCGCGGGCUGGUACGAGGACGACGAGAACUUCCAGUGGCAUCACCGUGUGCUGCUGGUGAAGGGCGAUGCCCAGAAGUGGAUCUGGCUCACGCCGGAUGGGGAGGUGGCCUUCGUCGACCUGGCCACGUUCCGCGUGCUGGCCCUUCGGCGUUCGGGCCCCUUCCCGGCGCGGCAUGCGGGCAACAUCUACGCCUUCGACGAGGUGGCGCCGGAGGACAUGCAGGGCUACCUCGAGGAGGCCAGGGCCCUGGGGACGAUCCUCGGGUUCGACCUCGCAGGCGUCGUCGGCCUCCCCGGGGACAAGUGGUACGUGAGCGACCCCACCUCGUCGCACUUCGGCGAGGAGGUGCCGCCGCAGGUCCUCGCCAACGAGGAGGUCCUGGUGCGGCGUGGGGAUGUUGGGCUCGUACGGCUGGACGACGUCUGGGUCCACGCGAUCAAGGUGGGCGAGGGCCAGAACUUCGACACGUACCUCGCCCGAGCUCGAGGGGGCGCGGGCCGGGACCCGCGCAUCGUGGGCGACGACAGGGACCAGGAUGGAGGCAGGUACAUCGACUUCCGGGACUCGGUGCGCCGCAUGAAGGAGGCGACGAUACCGGGCUGGCCGCUGCAGGGCCGCCGUGCGACGAGGGAGGCUGUGCUUUCGCUUCGAGACGGUGGCCAGGGCAACUGGGAGGAGCACCACACGACGUGGCUCCGCCGCAGCGGAGUGGCCGAGCGCGGGAACGUCGCCCGGGAGCACCACAUGAUCUGCGUGUCUCUUCGGAUGAUGCAGCAGUUCGAUCAGCUCGACCUGUUCAACAUCGCGGGCGCCGAGUAUCUUGUCAGACGGCUCAAGCAGCUGGAGUCGGCGACCCGCAAGAACCCUCGGGCCCCCGACUUCGAGGGGCUCGACCUCAUCCUCGACACGGGGGUCGACGACACGGGCGGCAUGGUGCUGCCGGAGUUCGACGGAUGGGUUGGCGACCAGGCGCGUGCCCGCGCUCAGACCAUGAAGGCGAAUCGGCAGUGGCAGGAGGAGAGCGGGUGCUCCAGCGUCGCUCACGUGAACACCGUGUUCGUGAGGCAGUGCAUUCGAUCAACUGUCUCGCCGCCUGCACGGUGCGCCAUCGCGGCCGCGGGCCAGGAGCUCCUCAAGUCCGACUCGCUCUACGGAGGCGCGCCGUCCAAGGUCGCCCCGUACGAGGAGUCCAAGCUCAAGUUCUGGCAGUCCUCGGUCACGCCUCGAGACGUGGAGGAGGUCUGCCCCAAGAUCGUCGUCGACGCCUUCCGCGACCCCGACGCCUACAUCCGCAAGCCGGACCGCGUGGUGGAGCAGGACCUCGAGCUGCUGCCGCCGAUCAAGCCGUACUGGGACGCGCGGCUUGCCAGCGACGCCAGCCUUCGGCGGGACUUCCUUCUCAGGCUCGCGGGGCGGGGGCUGGUCGGCUUCCGGAGGCGUAUCAGAUCACGUGUGGGGUGUUUCUUCGUCGAGAAGAAGGGCGGCUGGAUCCGCCUGGUCGUCGACGCUCGCGACACCAACCGCACCCACUGGGCGCCGCCGCACGCCGCCCUCGGGACCCCCGCCGCCCUCAGCGAGCAGGACUGGUCCGAUGCUGCGCUCUCGGACGCUGGAUGGGUCAGUGCUGAUGGCUCUCCCGCUCAGAUCUUCGGGUCGUCCCUCGACCUCCAGGACUCGUUCUACCAGUUCUUCUCGGAGCGCGUCGCGGAGGAUUUCGGGAUGGACUUCCCUGAGCGGGCCUCCUACUACCAGGUCUCCCACAUCUGGACGCCCGACGGCCUGUCCCCAGUCGACCCCGACGAGCUCGUCUUCCCGGUCUUCCGCGGGGUGCCGAUGGGGUGGUCAUGGGCACUCUGGGCCGUGCACUCGUCCGUCACGUCCUGGGUCUCUGACACGCUGCCGGGGGGUGCCCGGCGCCUGCUGCUCGACAAGCAGCCGGCUCCCGUCGCGGCGCCCUUCCGCCCCGCGGGGUCGGUCUACGUGGACAACGUCUCGUUCCUGGGCCUUUCGAGCGACGACGUCGGGCAGGCGCUGCAGGCCGCGAAGGACAAGCUCGACUCGCUCGGCAUCGCGUACCACGAGGUCGAGGGCCCGGCCACACACUUCAGCACCGUCGGCGUCGAGUACGACGGGAGGCGGAGGCGUCUGCGUCAUUCCGAUCACCGAGCCUGGCGCCUCUACUUGGCCUGUCAGGAGCUCGAGCGCACAGGGGUCCCUCGCGCGGCCUGGCAGAUCCGAGUGUUCCUCGGGCACUGUGUGCAGCACUGCCUGCUGCUGCGGCCGGCCCUCUCGAUCUUCCGCCUGUCUGCUGGGGCCCGCCGGGAGAUCCAGCUUUUCAGGGGCCUCAUCUUCCAGGCCGUCGUCUUCUUGGACCGGCCGAUGUCCUCCCUGGUUUUGUGCUCCGACUCGUCCGAGGCGGGCUACGCUCUCCACCGCCGACGCGCUGACGUGCGACUCCUUCGGCAGCUGGCUGCUACCCGGGAGAGGUGGAGGUUCGUCCCCGACGAGAAGCGGCCCGACGCGGCGCUCGACGACACCUUCUCCCCGGGCUGGGCGCCGGGCGCUGGAGGAGUGCUGGGGGAGCCGCCGGGCGCUACAGGCAUGGACGUCUGGGCCCCCCCGCCGACGCGCUCGAGGGAGGGCGCCCGAGGCGUACUCAAGGGUCGUCUCAGGCCCACUGUGCGACCUGCUGGCGUCUCCGUGCCCGACAGCCUCGUCGAUCCCAAGGACUGGUCUCUCAUCGUCGAGGGCGCCUGGCGCCGCGGGGCCCCCAUCCACCUGUUGGAGGGCCGCAUCGCCCUGGGGGGCCUGCGGCACGCCGCCCGGCAGGUCGACUGCCACGGGUCCCGCGUGCUCAGCCUGGGCGACAACAUGUCGGAGCUCCUCUCCAUCGAGAAGGGGCGGGCCGUGGACCUCGGCCUCGCCUGCCUGUGCCGGAGGGCCGCCGCCUACCAGAUCGCCUGCGGGAUCUCCUGGCGGCGCCGACACCUCGACACGGACCGCAACCUCAGUGACGCGGGGUCGCGGAAGGCGCUGCAGGGCGUCUACCGCCCGGGGCAGCGGCGGGUUGGCGGCAGGUCGGACAGGCCCACUCUGCCCGCGGGCUGCCCGCCGCCGGCGGCCACGACGCCGGCCCCGCCGGCGCCCUCGGCGACCGCCAGCUGGCCUGUCGCCGAGGAGGCUUGCGAGCCUCCCCCCGCGGCGCGGCUGCGCGGCGGCCGACUUCAGACCUGCCCGCCGCGGCCGCCGCCGCGGGCUCCUGGAGCUGCUGGCCGCUGCGGGCCGCGGCGGUCCCCACGGCCACGAGAGGGGCCCGCAGCCGGCGCCCCUGGCCACCCUGCACGCAAGGCGACGUUCGACGAGGCCGAGGGGGCCCGCGACCUGUCGCCGCCGCUCGGUCUGGCGGUCGCGGCUCCGAUCGACAUCAAGUUCGGGGGUUGGGGCGACCUGCUUCGGCCCAGCAUCGAGACCGUCGUUCGCCAGUGGAUCGUCUCUCGCAAGGUCUGGUUCGUGCACUUCGGGACUCCGUGCACUCCGUGGUGGUCCCUCGAGAACCCCCGGGGAUCCCGGCUCUUCUCUUGGGAGCCUCUUCAGAAGUUCCUGUCCGAGCAUAGCAAGGUCUCCGUGGUGUAUGACUGCUGUCAGUUUGGAGCCCCGUACCAGAAGCCCACCAGGAUUGAGUCUGACCUCCCCGAGCUCGGUAUCCUUGAAAGGCGUUGUCUUGGAGGUCAUGCCCACGAGCAUCUUCAGGGGAAGGUCAAGGUCCGUGAUCGCCAGGGUCGGCUCAAGCAGUUCUGGCGCACGACCCUGGCUGGAGCCUACCCUCCUGGAGUCUGCCACAGCGCCGCCCGGGCCUUGGCGCGCGCGGCGCCGCCUGCGGCCUGGCGACGAGAUGGGGAUCCACUGCUGCCCGGUCACUGGGAGGCUCAGCUCCGCCGUGCAGCCAAGAUGGUCGACGUCCAGCCGUCCCUCGAGUGCCCCAGCUGCCCGCGGAAGUGGGUCGCGCUCUGGCCGCCAGACGCCGUGCCCGCUGACUCCUCGCCGGGCUUCCUGCGGCGUUCGCAGGUGCGGCCGGCCACUCAGGCCCGCUACCUCGCCAGCGUCGCCGUGUUCGCCACGGCCAUGGGUGUCGUCGCCGACCGCUGGGUGAGCAAUGACCUCCCCCUGGUGGACACACUCCUUGAGGAGUACUUCGGGCAGCUCUACGUCGACGGCGGCAGCAAGAGCACGGCCCGCUACACCUUGGCCGCCUUGGCCUACCGUUUCAGCGUGUCGCUUCGUGCCCCAGGCGUCUUCCCGAAGGCGAAGGGCGCCCUCGCUGGCUGGGGCAAGCUCGAGCCGGACGUCACCUCGGAGCCGCUCUGCUGGGCUGCUGCGUGCUUGAUGGCUCUGUACCUGGCCGGCCUCAACACGGAGAUUGCCCUGCAGGCCGCCCGCGGCCUGGUGGUGCAGUUUGACACGUACCUGCGCCCUGGUGAGCUGCUGGACCUCCGCGUGCCCUGCUGCAUCCUGCCGCAGCCGAGUGCCGGCUCAGGGUACAACAAGAUGGGGCUCGUCGUCGGCGCCUCCGCGCUGGUCAUGGGCGACGACGUGCACACGCGCGUCACCAAGACUGGCCUCCAGGACGACACCGUGCUCAUCGAUGGCCAGUCUCGUGCGGGUGUGGCUGGCGCGCUCAUGGCCCUCGUCAAGAGCGCCAACCAGGCCCGCCUAGGGCGCCUCAUGUUUCUCCAUUCGUACGCUUCGUACAACCGCUUGCUCAAGAGAGCCGCCGUCGCCGUCGGCCUCCCGACCAAGGUGACAGCCCACCUCCCUCGGCACGGCGGUCCGUCGGAGGACUACUUGAGAGGCGCCCGCUCGCUGGCCGACAUUCAGUCUCGUGGCAGGUGGUCGAGCUUCCGUUCUGUGCAGCGCUAUCAGAAGAGCGGCCGUGCAUUUGCAUCCUUCAGACGCCUCUCGGCCGCUGUGAAGGCAGAGGCUAAGCGUGCAGAGGCCUUGCAGUUGUCCUUCCUCUCGUAG
This is a messenger RNA of Prorocentrum cordatum, 5634 nucleotides long. NCBI's taxonomy places the organism in Eukaryota, Dinophyceae, Prorocentrales, Prorocentraceae. The record is from the annotation of a GenBank genome assembly.